Molecule: messenger RNA, 2283 nt
Organism: Scheffersomyces stipitis CBS 6054
Lineage: Eukaryota; Fungi; Ascomycota; Pichiomycetes; Serinales; Debaryomycetaceae
Exons: 3
Coding region: 206-2095 (629 amino acids)
Biological process (GO): translational initiation
Cellular component (GO): cytosolic small ribosomal subunit
Molecular function (GO): tRNA binding; protein binding; mRNA binding
Source: RefSeq, a predicted model, not a curated record
UUCUUCCACAACAAGUGUCGAAACGGGACUAACAAACCCAACUGUGUGAUUGCUAUCUUUAAUAGCCGAUUUCGUCCUUGUAAGCCACUUCUCCAGCUGAUUUCCGUCGAUUAUUCACUUAGUUCGUCUACUACUGGAGUCCGUAGAAAAUUCACAACCAGAUAGGAUUCCCGAUCACAAGUAAAAGCAUAAAGCAAACAAUACCAUGUCCAAGUCCACCGAGUUCUUCUGUCGUCUACCACGGUCGAUAGAAUUGACACAUGACUACGAGGAAAUCACGCCGUCUCCCAAAGCGGCGGAAGAAUGCCGUUCGGCCUUGUACUCGCCCAAUGGAGCAUUCUUUGCUUACACCCAGCCCAACGAGGUGAUAGUAUUGAAUACUAAGAGUAAGGCUGAGUUGUACCACAAGAUCGAGUUGCCCGAGGUGUUUGAUAUAUAUUUUUCACCACAAGGAACGUUCUUAUGUUUAUGGUGCAAACCCAUUCAAAUCAACCGUGAAAACGGAACCUGGAAUAACAACUUGAAGAUUUUCAACUUGAAGACCAAGUCCUUGAUAGUGGAAUGGCUGCAGAAACACCAGAGCGGAUGGAAGCCCCAGUUUACCCAGGACGAGAAACUCGUAGCCAAAAACUUCAACAACAAGGAAAUCCAUUUCUUUGACAUCAGCACGUCUCUGCAGGAAACCAUAAAUAUAAACCAGCCUACCCACAAGUACAAAGUGGCUGAUGCCAAACAGCCGUUCCAGAACUUCCAGAUUUCACCAGGUUUAAACCCCUCUGUUGCUAUCUUCAUACCAGAAGCUAGUGGCAAACCAGCCUCGGUGUUGAUCUAUAACGUUCCAAACUUCAACCAACCCACCUGUAGCAAGAACUUCUUCAAGGCUGAACGGUGUCAAUUGAAGUGGAACUCGUUGGGUACAGCAUUGUUAGCAUUGGCCUCUACCGACCACGAUACCAGUAACAAGUCGUACUACGGCGAAACCAACUUGUACCUCUUGGGAAUUGCCGGUUCAUAUGAUUCCAGAAUCGACUUGAAGAGAGAAGGACCCAUUCACGACAUCACCUGGUCUCCUUCUGCCAGAGAGUUUGCUGUUAUCUACGGUUACAUGCCAUCAGAAACGACUUUCUUUGAUGCUCGUGGUAACGCUAUCCACUCGUUACCUACAGCUCCACGUAACACCAUCUUGUAUUCUCCUCACGCUCGUUACGUGUUGGUUGCCGGUUUCGGCAAUUUGCAGGGAACUGUAGAUGUAUACGAUCGUCAGAACAAGUUCAGUAAAGUCGUAACCUUUGAAGCUGCCAACACUUCUGUGUGCGAAUGGUCACCUUGUGGACGUUACAUCUUGACUGCAACGACUUCUCCUCGUUUACGUGUGGAUAACGGCUUGAAGGUGUGGCAUGCAUCUGGUCAAUUGGUUUACUUGAAAGAGUACCAAGAGUUGUAUGCAAUUGGAUGGAAGCCUCAGACUAUCGCUGAGUUUCCUCCUUUGAAGCAAUUGGAGCCUGCUCCACCAGCCCAUGACUCGGCACGUGAAUACAUCGCCAAGAAAGCUGCUGCUUCAGCUACUGCUGCUUCCAAGCCUGCUGGUGCAUACCGUCCUCCUCAUGCCAGGGGCAGUUCUGCUCCAAGCACAGCUACUUCCUUGUACCAGAAGGAGCUUCAAAACAACUUGAAGUUACAACAACAGCAGCGUAAUGGAAUCAACCCUAGUAGUGGCAGAGCCCGUGUUGUUCCAGGAGCCAACCCUGUAGAGAUCAAGGAAUCCAAGACAGCUCAAAAAAACAGAAAGAAGAGAGAAGCUAAGAAGAACCUGAAGGAAGACUCUCCCUCUAUAGAAGGCUCUCCUGCACCAUCUGCUGCUCCUUUGGUGGCUCCGGCUGUUGCAGCUACUUCCUCUCAGGGAGGUGUUGUUGUUGGCGGAGUUGCGCUGUUGGAAGAGAAGAAAAUCAGAUCGUUGUUGAAGAAGUUGAGAGCCAUCGAGACCUUGAAGAUGAAGCAGGCCAGCGGCGAACCUUUGGAAGACACCCAGGUCAGCAAAAUCAACAAGGAGGACGACAUCAGAAAGGAGUUGAGUGCAUUGGGCUGGAACGAUUAGGCGACCUCAGUCUACUACACUCUACCAUCUAUAUAAAUAAUGUAGCAUUGCAGGUGUCCAGACCACAAUUCAAAAUAUAACAGAGUAGAAAUGUCUCCUGUAAAAUGGGACUAGAACUAUAGAGAUGUACCACUACGGCGCAUUGUAAAAUCUUGAGUAUUGCCACUCCACAAUAUAUGAUAAAAGUC